Rotaria socialis is the source of this 540-nucleotide messenger RNA. NCBI's taxonomy places the organism in Eukaryota, Metazoa, Rotifera, Eurotatoria, Philodinida, Philodinidae. The record is from the annotation of a GenBank genome assembly.
AUGAUAUCUAUGCCAUAUACCAUAUCCAUUGAUAAUACUCGAACAAUCGAACCAAAAAAUGGCGAUGAAAAAUAUACGGUUUAUCAAGUGACUGUACGCGGUGGUCCAAUUCCUACAUUUCAUACUAUGGAUCGUCGCUAUCGUGAAUUUGAGUCACUACAUACACGUUUAUCAUCAAAUAUAGCUGUUCCACAAUUACCACGAAAAGUUUUAUUACAUCGUCGUAGUGCAAAAUUAGUUGAACAACGACGACAGUUACUAGAAGUUUAUCUAAAUGACGUACUAAAACGAUGUCAACAACAAACGGUCAUGCCAGAAGAAUUAGGGCGAUUUUUACAAAUUCCACCGUAUGAUGAUGAAAAUCAAUUAAAUCAAAAAGAUCGACUUGAACAAGAUUCAUAUGAUGACGAAAUGAAAAAUGUCCUUGAACAUGCACCAUGCAUUUCUAUCAGUGACUAUUAUCCAUGGAAUAAUGAUAAUCGAGAGCUUAUUGUUGAUUCUAUAAUUUCGGGUUUAAUGUGUUCGAUGUAUGAUAUGUGA